Myzus persicae (green peach aphid) is the source of this 879-nucleotide messenger RNA. RefSeq lists its product as uncharacterized. The annotation marks the transcript as partial. The record is from RefSeq and is a predicted model, not a curated record. The transcript has a single exon. NCBI's taxonomy places the organism in Eukaryota, Metazoa, Arthropoda, Insecta, Hemiptera, Aphididae.
GUUGUAUGUGAUGCCCCAGCGAAAGCUUUUGUUUUAAACGUUAAAGGCCAUAAUGCAUAUAAUGGAUGUAAUUCAUGUACAGUCGAAGGAGAUUUUAUUCAUAAUCGAAUGGCAUAUUUAGAUAUGAACGCACCUUUAAGGACAGAUCAGUCAUUUCGUACAAAAAUAGAUGAAUUUUAUCAUAAAGAUGUUAGCCCACUUGAAUACUUGCCCAUUGAUAUGACUUCUUCUGUUGUAUUAGAAUAUAUGCACAAUGUUUGUUUGGGUGUUAUGAAGAGGUUAUUGGCAUUUUGGGUAAAAGGUAACAAAUCAGUGCGUCUUGACAAUCCUGAAGUUAUUUCUGAUGAAUUAAAUAAAAUAAAAUCAUUUUUUCCUGUUGAGUUUAACCGUUUACCAAGGACUUUAGAAGAAUUUGAGUACUGGAAAGCUAGUGAAUUUAGAACAUUCCUUAUUUAUACAGGACCAAUUGUCUUAAAAGGACGAAUAAAAAACUCUUUUUAUAAACAUUUUAUGCUUUUAAGUUGUGCCAUAAGAUUGUUAAUUUCCUUUAAAACUGCAUAUACUUAUAAUAAUUUUGCUAAAAUGUUAUUAAGACAAUUUGUAACUGAAUAUUCAGUACUCUACGGUAAAGAAUAUGUAGGUUACAAUGUACAUGGCCUUAUUCAUAUUUGUGAUUUUGUGUUACUGCAUGGAAACUUGGAUGCUUUUUCUGCAUUCAAGUACGAAAAUUAUUUACAGUUUGUAAAAAAAAGUUGCAAAAAUGCUAGAUAUCCUCUUCAAGAUACGUAUAACCGUAUAAUAGAACAAAUCAAUACUACGUCAACUUGUACUGUAAAAAAAUAUCCUAUCCUCAAAAAUGAAAUAGAUUAUGAUCCUUCA